GUUCGGAAGCCAGCUUGCAAAGUAUGGGAGAAUAGCAGCCUAAAGGUUUGGAGAUGCUGAGGCUCCUCUUUCGCAGCAAGCCAAGGAUCCAGGAGGCAAAAUCAGACAUCACUUGGAUAGAGAAAGACCUCGUGGACGCGGCAGACAAGGGCGAAGGUGUUGUGAAAGAAAUCAACAUCACGCACCACGUGAAAGAAGGCUCCGAGAAAGCCGAUCCUUCGCAGUUUGAGCUCCUGAAGGUGCUGGGACAGGGCUCCUUCGGCAAGGUCUUCUUGGUGAGAAAAAUAACGCCGCCAGAUAGCAACCACCUCUAUGCCAUGAAAGUGCUCAAGAAGGCGACCUUGAAAGUGCGUGAUCGAGUGAGGACAAAGAUAGAGAGGGACAUCUUGGCCGAUGUAAACCACCCCUUUGUGGUGAAACUCCACUACGCAUUCCAGACGGAGGGGAAGCUGUAUCUCAUCUUGGAUUUCCUCCGAGGAGGUGACCUUUUCACUCGGCUUUCCAAAGAGGUCAUGUUCACCGAGGAGGACGUGAAGUUCUACCUGGCAGAGCUGGCUCUGGGGCUCGACCAUUUGCACAGCCUGGGAAUCAUAUACAGGGAUCUCAAACCAGAGAACAUCCUCUUGGAUGAAGAAGGGCACAUCAAACUCACAGAUUUUGGCUUGAGUAAGGAGGCUAUAGACCACGAGAAGAAAGCCUAUUCCUUCUGUGGGACGGUGGAGUAUAUGGCGCCAGAAGUUGUGAAUCGGCAGGGCCACUCCCACAGUGCUGACUGGUGGUCGUACGGGGUGUUAAUGUUUGAAAUGCUCACCGGCUCGCUGCCCUUCCAGGGGAAGGAUCGCAAGGAGACGAUGACCCUCAUCCUCAAAGCAAAGCUGGGCAUGCCGCAGUUCCUCAGCGCCGAGGCACAGAGCCUCCUGCGAGCCCUUUUCAAAAGGAAUCCAGCCAACAGGUUAGGUUCUGGACCAGAUGGGGCAGAAGAGAUCAAGCGCCAUCCUUUCUACUCUACCAUUGACUGGAAUAAGCUGUACCGCAGGGAAAUCAAACCGCCCUUCAAGCCUGCCGUCGGCCAGCCAGAUGACACCUUCUAUUUUGACACAGAAUUUACAUCGCGUACACCAAAAGCAGGGCCAGGUUUGCCUCCUGCCAGCGCUGCCAGCUCCAGAUGGUUGCGGCAGCGAGGCUUCAGUUUUGUGGCGACCGGAUUGAUGGAGGAUGGCAAGGUGAAACCUGCCCAGUCACCUCUGCAUUCGGUUGUACAGCAGCUGCACGGCAAGAAUGUCCAGUUCAGCGACGGCUACGUGGUGAAGGAGGCGAUCGGCGUCGGCUCCUACUCAGUGUGUAAACGCUGCGUUCAUAAAGCAACCAACAUGGAAUACGCAGUCAAGGUUAUUGACAAGAGCAAGCGAGACCCUUCUGAGGAAAUAGAAAUCCUCCUGCGAUACGGGCAGCACCCAAACAUCAUCACCUUGAAAGAUGUGUACGACGAUGGGAAGUACGUGUAUCUGGUGACUGAGCUGAUGAGGGGAGGGGAGCUGCUGGAUAAAAUCCUCAGACAGAAAUUUUUCUCGGAGAGGGAAGCCAGUUCGGUCCUGCACACGAUCUGUAAAACAGUGGAGUAUCUGCAUUCCCAAGGGGUGGUUCACAGGGACUUGAAACCCAGCAAUAUUCUCUACGUGGAUGAGUCAGGAAACCCCGAAAGCAUUCGCAUUUGUGACUUUGGCUUUGCCAAGCAGCUCAGGGCUGAGAACGGCCUUCUCAUGACUCCCUGUUAUACGGCAAACUUCGUGGCACCCGAGGUACUAAAGCGCCAAGGCUACGACGAGGGCUGCGACAUCUGGAGCCUGGGAGUUCUCCUGUACACGAUGCUCGCAGGCUGCACUCCGUUUGCAAAUGGUCCCAGUGACACUCCAGAAGAGAUCCUGACCCGGAUAGGCAGGGGCAAGUUCUCCGUCAGCGGAGGCAACUGGGACACUAUUUCUGACAUGGCCAAGGAUUUGGUAUCAAAGAUGCUUCACGUAGAUCCUCACCAGCGCCUAACAGCCAAGCAGGUCCUGCAGCACCCGUGGAUAACCCAGAAGGACAGCUUACCCCAGAGCCAGCUGACCCGCCAGGACCUUCAGCUUGUGAAGGGGGCGAUGGCUGCCACGUACUCUGCACUGAACAGCUCCAAGCCAAGCCCCCAGCUGAAGCCCAUCGAAUCCUCCAUUCUGGCACAGAGGCGGGUGAAGAAACUUCCUUCCACCACGCUGUGAGGCCGGGG
Molecule: messenger RNA, 2263 nt
Organism: Nipponia nippon (crested ibis)
Lineage: Eukaryota; Metazoa; Chordata; Aves; Pelecaniformes; Threskiornithidae
Source: RefSeq, a predicted model, not a curated record